This is a messenger RNA of Lytechinus pictus (painted urchin), 8194 nucleotides long. Its product is annotated as phosphoinositide 3-kinase regulatory subunit 4-like. Gene Ontology annotation, molecular function: protein binding; protein serine/threonine kinase activity; ATP binding. Lineage: Eukaryota; Metazoa; Echinodermata; Echinoidea; Temnopleuroida; Toxopneustidae. Gene Ontology annotation, cellular component: nucleus-vacuole junction; phosphatidylinositol 3-kinase complex, class III, type I; phosphatidylinositol 3-kinase complex, class III, type II. The record is from RefSeq and is a predicted model, not a curated record. Gene Ontology annotation, biological process: macroautophagy; protein targeting to vacuole; late endosome to vacuole transport. The transcript is spliced from 31 exons. The coding region runs from base 313 to 4701 and encodes 1462 amino acids.
AUUUCGAUAUGGCUGUUGGUUGUGCGAAAGACGAAAUCAGAGAGCAGGAAGUGGAAAGCGAACUACCCGAUUUCGUUUUCGCUGUCUGCGUUUUUCCAAACAGAAUCAGGGGAAUGCACGCUUCUCUUCUUGCGCAAAAUCCUGUAUCUGAUCUAUCUUAUAUCGCGAUAUUGUUGGCUGGAACUGUUGGCUGGCUUGCAUGCUGUUGGCUGGCUUAUUGUUGGCUCACUUGACAUAGGCGAGAUUGGAACGAAAAAGUAGUUUUUCUAAGUGAGGAUUAAGGUGGCUUGCUGAUUUUAGUGGUGAGCCAUCAUGGGGAACCAACUGACCGGUGUGGCCCCUUCUCAGAUCCUUCCUGUGGAGCACUACCUGACUGAUGUGUCUGACUAUGAGUUUGACCACAGUCUCGGCAGCACCCGCUUCUUCAAAGUAGCAAGAGCAAAAUACAGGGAAGGAUUGGCUGUGGUGAAGGUGUUUGUAAUCCAUGAUCCCUCCCUACCACUCAAAUCAUUCAAAGAAAAGAUUGAAGAAAUCAAAUCCAGACUUGCAAAUGGCUCCAACUGUUUACCCUUUCUUAGAAGCACGUUAUCUGAUAAAGCCGCCCUUUUGUUCCGUCAGUAUGUGCGUAAUAAUCUUUAUGAUCGUAUCAGCACCCGACCCUUCCUUAUAUCCAUAGAGAAGAAAUGGAUUGCAUUCCAAUUGCUUUGUGCGUUGAACCAGGCUCAUCUUGUUGGGGUCUGUCAUGGUGAUAUAAAGAGUGAGAAUGUCAUGGUUACUGGGUGGAUCUGGGUUCUUCUCACAGACUUUGCUAGUUUCAAGCCAACAUACCUCCCUGAUGACAAUCCUGCAGACUUCUCGUUCUUCUUUGACACCUCCCGUCGCCGUACUUGCUACAUUGCCCCCGAGAGGUUCGUAGAGGGCAGUAGUGCCAGGUCGGCUGACAAUGUCUCAUCAGAGACUGUAGAGGGCCUCCAAGUCAGACAGGAUGUGAAAGGAGGAGAGCUAACUCCUGCCAUGGACAUAUUCAGUGUUGGGUGUGUAAUUGCUGAGCUCUUCACAGAAGGAAAUGCACCCUUUGACCUCUCUCAGCUGUUAGCCUAUCGGAGUGGGGCAUACUCGCCUGACGCUGUACUGGAUCAGAUUGAGGAUGAGCAUAUUAAGGACCUCUGUAAGCACAUGCUGCAGAAGGACCCCUCCAAGCGCAUGUCAGCAGAACAGUAUCUAGUUAAGGGGCGUGGCACGGCCUUCCCAGAAUUCUUCUACACGUUCCUCAAAGUUUACAUGGGAGAGUUUGCCGGCAUACCCAUCUACCCCGCAGAUGAGAAGAUAGCAAGGCUUCGUAAAGACAUGGGGAGUAUCAUGCAGACUCUGGUUGCCAAUAUGGAGGAUGGCGACAACAGUCAUCGCCAUAGCAACAAUGGACUGGUAAUAGUCUUGUCUCUGGUUACAUCUUGCUUGAGAUCACUAAAGUUCUGUGUGUCAAGAUUGGGUGCCCUGGACAUUAUGCUGAUGAUUGCAAAACAUCUACCCGAUGAUAUCAUAUUGGACAGAAUCAUUCCUUGUAUCCUCCAUUUUGUACGCGAUCCAUUUCCAAGAGUUCGAGCAGAGGCCAUCCGCACCAUCACCCAGACCCUAAUACUGGUCAAGUCUGUACCGAGAGGGGACGCCAACAUAUUUCCUGACUACAUACUUCCAAAUUUGUCCAACAUAGCUCAGGAUCCCAUUGACAUGGUCAGGAUGGUUUAUGCCGAGAACAUCGCAGUGCUGGCGGAGACCGCCCUCAGGUUCUUAGAGAUGGUACAGCUAGAUCAGAAUGCUGCUCAGAGUGGGGAAACGGAUGGAGUACAAAAUCCUGCCCAAUAUCAGGCUAGCUAUGACGAUGAGCUUCAGAACCUACAUGGGAUGAUCCAACAGAAGGUUGUCACCUUGCUCAGUGAUCCAGAAAACAUUGUGAAACGGACCCUCCUCGAGAAUGGUAUCACCCGAUUGUGUGUUUUCUUUGGACGUCAGAAGGCUAAUGAUGUUCUACUCUCUCAUAUGAUCACAUUUCUCAAUGACAAGGAAGAUUGGCAUCUUCGAGGAUCAUUCUUUGAUAGCAUAGUGGGCGUGGCCGCUUACGUUGGAUGGCAGAGCUCGUUCAUAUUGAAACCUCUCCUUCAACAGGGAUUAACCGAUCAUGAGGAACAGGUCAUCUGCAAAGCCCUGAAGAGCGUGACUGGUCUGGUCCAACUUGGUCUUCUUCAGAAGCCUGCUCUGAUGGAAAUGGCCAAUGAGCUGGUACCAUACGUCUGCCAUCCAAAUCUAUGGAUCCGCCAGGCCACAGUUGGUUUUAUAGCAGCAAUAGCCAAGUCUCUGAACAUUGCGGACGUGCAUUGUAAUCUGACACCUUUACUCUUGCCAUUCCUAAAAAAGCCCAUCAUACAAAUUGAUAAAGAGGCUAUCAUCAUGAGUGUGCUAAAGACCCCUGUAUCUCGAGCUGUCUACGACUACAUCCUCCGAUCACCGAUCAUCAUAGACUUCUUUGACAACCUGACCGACAGGCAGUUGAUACGUAAUCUGUGCAGGCCAGGUUACAAGCCAGAGUACAAUGAACCGGAGUUGGGACAAAUGGCACAGCUCCUGAGGAAACUACAAUCACAAGGAAUGACGGAAGAGGAUGAAGAUAAACUUCUCUAUCUGAGAGAAAUCAUGUUGAAGCAAUCCAAGGCUAAGAUUGGGAUGGGUGAUCUAACAAACCAAGCGUCAUCGCCCCAUGACCCCUUCACCCCGGGUCAGGUCAACCUCAGCGUCUACCCAGCCAUCCAGAAGAAUCAUGCUGACCUCAUCAAGCCGUCUGACCUCAGGUCAGAGGUCAUGGAUAAGGCUCAAACUAAGAAGUCCAAGAAGAAACAGAGCACUAUAGAUCCAGCAAUGAACGAGGAAUGGAGAAGUAUGUUUGGUACGACCCCUGACCCCAAGCCAGCCAAGCCCUCCCUCCAGCAGCAGACAUCUAUCAACACACCGCCCCUCCAGUCGGGAGGGGACCUCCCACCCCCUCACGCCCCCGUCCAGCGCUCCACCUCCAAGGCCGCCCUCCAUAAAGCCGCCGCCCAGGAACAGACCACGCCCUCCUCGGGUCAGGGGCAGCCACAGGCUCAGGGACAACUCAAGCAACAAGCACAGGCAACGCAGCAACAGCGUGUGGAUCCAAAGGCAGCAACUCACAAAGGGAGUCCAACAAAGCAACAACAGAAAACUGGCAAGCAGGUAUCCCCAACUCAGGCUGAUGCGGGCAAAGGACCAAUCAACAAGGGCCUCAUGGCGAACGAGCCAAUCAGCAUGUCACAGCUCCAAGCCGCUGCUGAAGGAAUACCUGUCAAGAAACCCGUACAGGAGCCGAAGCCUGUAUCUUCUCAUGUCCAAGUCUCUCCUUGCCGGCUGAACCUGCGAAGCCUCGUCACGCGGAAGCGAGAUCAGUAUGCCACAGACAUCAUGAGAAAGAUGCUGAUCCACGAUACUACCUUCAAUGCCAAAGCUCCUCAAUCGUCAUGGAAACCAAGAGGUCUGUUAAUAGCACAUCUCCACGAACACAAAGGUGCAGUCAAUAGAUUACAAGUCAGCUACGAUCACACGCUCUUCGCCACCUGUUCAGACGACGGCACGGUGAAGGUAUGGGACUGUACAAAGCUGAUCGGCAAGGCCAACACCAACAAGUCAAGGCAGACCUACAACAGACAGCCAGGGAAGAUAAAGACGUUGACCUUCUGUCAGUCAUCGCACAGCAUCGCUUCCGGGUCAGACGACGGCUCAAUACACGUCAAUAGGAUAGAAGCAAGUCCACCGAGACUAGCUCCUCUUGACAAGCGAGAGCUGAAUGUGAGCGAGGAGGGUGUCCCGGUAGACCUGGCCCACUUUGAUACAGGUCCACAGUCGGUCCUGGUGUAUGCCACAUCCCAGGGCUAUCUGGUAGGCUGGGAUCUGAGGUCCCCUACGGAGGCCUUCAGGUUACGCAAUCAACAGAGACAUGGUUUGAUCACAUCGUUUGUGGUAGACCCCCAGCAGUGCUGGAUGGCCGUCGGUACAACGAAUGGCAGCCAUAUUUGUUGGGACAUGAGGUUUCAACUUCCAAUCACCACAGUCCAACAUCCCUCAGGUGCUCUGGUGAGGAGGGUUCGUUUACACCCCAGCCAACAGUCCCUUGUAAUCUCAGCGGUGCAGGGGAACAACGAGGUCUCUAUGUGGGAUAUGGAGACAGGGGCGAGGCAGUUUACCCUAUGGGCAAGUCCACACCCCCCUCUGUCCCUAACACAGACUUCCCAGCAUGCUAUCCACGCCCUAUACUGCAUUCCGUCUAUGGAACAGACGCCAUGUUUCUUGACGGCAGGUUCUGAUCAGAGAAUUCGCUACUGGAACAUCACCAACCCUCAGCAAUCGUCCAUCAUAGCGGGAUCGGUCAACGACCCGGUUACACAACUCAGUGUGUCCUACAAUCACCGAGUAAUAGACGGCACCGAAGUCAUCGUUGAAACGUACGGCAAGCAGCGUGGUGGAGCGGGCACAGCAGCGACGUCUGUCAGUGACGAAAGUCAAAGACGCAGCGCCGAGCAGGUUCCGGUCGGCCAUCGAGACGUGAUCACCGAUAUGGGUGUCUUCCAAAUAUCGUCCACAAGUAACGCUUUAGUCACGACCUCACGGGAUGGUGUUGUCAAAAUCUGGAAAUGAAUAUUUCUUUGAUAUUGACUCGUCUUGAGUGGAUCGAUGAAAACGUUGUUUGCGACAGAAUCAUUUUGCCAAAUGAUGACCAUUUUGCUUAUCCAAGGUGCCCUUGAGCAAGAAGUUCUUAUGUCGUGUCAUGCAUCCAUUUACAUCUGCACAAGGAGGACUAGAUUAUUGACGUGCAAACUCAUUAAAGAUUCCUCGGACUCUGACUAGUGUUCCUUCAUAGCUUGCACUGCGUUGCAAAGUCACUUUUAAGUUUGUGAAGCUGCAGUGCUUGGAGGAAAUAAGUGCGUACCUACUGUGCCAAAUAUGUUUAUCCAUUGUUUAAAGGGGAAAGUUCACCCUGAUGUGAAGUGGAUUUCAUAAAAGCAGACAAAAAAUAAAUAUAUUAACAGCUGCGUGGUGACAUCCUUCAAAUCAUAACGAUGUUAUGGAUUUUUUAAGUUUUUAAUUCAAUGAUGUCACAUACAAGAGACCUCUCCCCUACAUGUAUAUGCCAUGUAAAAUAAUUUCCAUAAAUCACCUUUUUUUCAAUGGGCCAUAAUGAUUGAAUAUUUUUUUCUAUCAUAGAAAUAUCUAUGAAAUAACAUAAUGAUAAUAUGCAACAUUUAUAUAGCAUUUGCAAUGUUUCUAACCGCUGCAUACUAUUACAUCGGCAUUAGCACGGCUACCCUGAUCAGAUGCUCAAGCGCUCAAGGAGUUUCUUCAUACCCAUUUACUGCACCUAGGUGGACAUUGGCAAAUGUAGAUAACCGCCUUUCCAAAAGAUGCGAGUGCUGCGGUAGGAUUUAUUAUUAUCAUUAUAAUUUGUUUGGCGUCACCUGUGCCUGGGAGACGAAAAGCAAACUGAAUCACUAUGCCCACAGGUCUCUCCUCCCAAUAUAACUGAUUAGGGGAGUGCAGAUGAACCACUACACCGUAGUUUCCCCCUACUCUUAUACGAACAGUGCAGUGGGUUCUUAACAUGCAAAGGUGGUGACUCUCCUCUAUACGGGGCCUCCAUUUAACGUCCUAUCCGAGGGAUGGAGUGUUUUCUACUGUAACAUAGCCUGCAUCUAUGAAAUGGGGGAGAGACGUUUACACACAACGCAGGCUUCAGUCACUGCCCGGGGUGGACUCGAACCCACGACCUUUGGUUCGACGGGCAGACGCUUUACCGACUGAGCCAACUUUGCUCUCAUGAACCCCAUGUCAGAUUAUAUUUUAAAUGUGCCAGGUAAAAGCCAUUUUCAACUUUCUGAGAAAAUUGCAAUUUAUAGUAUUCACAUCACAUAACAUACAGAGAAUCGAAACUGCUCACAUGUGAACUCAUGAAAUAAAGAUAACAUUAUAAUUCCAUAAAUGCUGUUUAUCUUUGAUGGAUUUCGCCAAACAUUUGUUAAUAUGCAUCCUUCAGAUCAUUUUGUCUAAAGCCAACCUGACAUUAGGGUGAACUUCCCCUUCGAGGCCAUGGUUUGAAUAUACGCAUUGCGCUUGCUUCUUGUAUUCUGAUGGCGUGACACAACCAUCCAGAUUAUACAGCUCAAGGGGGAAAACAUAUUUUACGGGAUGGUCCAGGUAGUUGUUUCAUAAAGCUGUUCAUAUUUGUUACGAGCAACUUUACGUACAGGUACGACUGAUGAUCCUUGAGUAGGCGCUAAAUCAACAUUGAUCAAAAUUUGGCGAAUGUCUGUGACCGCAAGAAAUGGUCACCAGUCGUUCGUAAAGUCGCUUGUAACUUACAAACAGCUUUAUGAAACACCCACCAGAACAGUUGUCAGCAAUGAGGGAGAGCAGGAUAGUUUUAGAGCAAUCGUAUGCAUGUAAUCAAAUGGUAAAGAAUGUUAAUGUUCUAUCGCUUAUCUACAAAUGCUUAUUUUCUCUGAGGUAUCAUGAUCAAUCACACGAUAAAACCUGCACUUGAUAUUGACUUCAAGGUAUGAAAUGUUUUUGGAUCUUGAAUAUUACUUUGUUGACAACUUGAAUGAGCUUUGUUGACCAACGAACGGGCUUUUAAUAAAAAUCUAAUUCUUUGACAUUAUUAUCCAAAACCAAAUAGCCAAAGAUGCAUGUUGAUAUUGCACGAUGUUGUCACCAAAUCAAACAAUUAGGAUGUACUUGCUAAUACAUUUAUUUUGAAAAUGAAUUUCAUUGUCACCUUCACAUUCCAUGUAGUUUGUAUGUAGAAGCACAAUUAACACAAAGUCGCGUGUUAUGAAAGACACAAUAUUUAUAAAAAACCUUGCCUUUUGCAGAAAUUAUCAAAUGUGAAAAUGAAUGUGUAAUAUUGCUGAUGUUAUAUUUUGCAUUUCAUUGUUAUUUUUUAUACUAGAUGCUGGAUAAAAAAAUGUUGAAUAAGCGUUGUAGAUUCUAUUUUUUUCAUCCAUUGAUUGAUGACAUUCAGUAAUGUUUCUGAUAAUGACCCGGCUAUCAGUGGGGUUUAGGUAGAGAGAUGAUCGCCUGUAUUCUCGAAACCAGCCUAGGUUAUAAAACCAUGGCCUAAUUAAUUAGACCAGGCUCAGCUAAAGGUCUGUGCCUGUUAAAGUUAAUGGCUAGUUAAGCCGAGCCUAUCUCCUGAAAUAUGCGACCUUAUGUCAGCAGUCAUAUAUGUAUGAAGUUAGGUGAGACUUAAGGCCAGCGCUAAACGUGAGGUAGCUUUCAAGAAUACGGAUUAAUAUUUGUGCACAUUUGUUUUGAAAAAUCUUCCAUUUUAGUCUGCUAACGUUGUAUUGGUGGUUCACAUUUAUUCUUUAUGAAAAUGUUCUUUGGUGCACUUCAAGCGGGAAUUACAAAAAAACAACCAAAUAACUACCAAGAUUAAUGGAAGAAACAGUUGUUUAUAUGAAGUAUUAUUUCCUUACAAUUGAGACAACAUAAAUAUUGUAGGCCUACAUUGCUUUUGUUGCUUUUAUCUGAUUUUGAAAAUCUUGUAUUUUGUAUUCUCGAAUGCACAUGAAGGUACUCCAUUUCAUGAAAGAGUUAGAAAUUUGUAAUCAUCAAUGACUGUUUUGACUGGAAAAAAAAUAAUGUAAUGACUUAUGUGCAAUCUCGUGGAUUAUGUUAUAAAUUAUAUAUAUAUUUCUAUAACUUUAUAUGUAUCAUGCAAAGAUUAUUAUUUUAUAUUUGUCUAUGUGUUGUUUUAUUUUGUUUGAAGGAACCAAAAUCAGAUUGAGAAGAAGUGCUUCAAAUUUGUUUGAUAUCAAAGUUACUUGCCAACUUUUAGUCCAUGAGAAAAAAUUCGAAUGAAAAGGUAAUUCAACGGUUUUUAGUUUCCAAAAGGGAAAGUUCUCUUUAGAUCUACAUGUGAGGACCUCGUUUAUUUUUUUAUUCCACUGCACUGUCCUCAGUUUACACAUGUAUACAAUCACACACAUACACCCUCACACACACACCUCUCAGUCUGACACAUACAGAAUGGCUAAUAGAGACUUGUAUCAACUUGAGGAUUUCUUCAAAAGUAGGAUUAUAUUCGAAAUACCAGGGGCAGUAUUACUUAUAAAUUUUUUUUCCAGCAGUG